AAUUCAAGUCAUUUAAAUAAUUGUUUUUCUUUAUAGGAAGUUUUUAGUGUUUCCGUUGGUAAUUUACCACCAAAUUGUGAAGUUGUUAUUAAAAUAACAUAUGUCGUGGAAUUAGCAAUUGAAAACGAUGAUAUAGUAUUUCGUUUACCAGCUAAAGUAGCAUCGUGGCAAUCUAAAAUGGCUAUUGAAGACCAUAAUCAAACAUUAUUACCAUCCAUUGGAAUAACAGCAACAGCAGAUUCAAAUAAAAUACAAUUUAGUUUAAAAGCAUCCAUAACAAUGCCAUAUGAAAUAAGAAAAUUAUUUUCACCUACACAUCGUUUAAGACGAAAAAUCACCGAUUGUCAAGCAAUGAUUGAACUAAUUGAUAAUAUAUUUGAUAAAGAUUUUAUACUAACAAUAACAUUAACAACUAUACAUAUUCCAAGAAUGUUAGUUGAAACAUAUGCAUCAGAUUCGGAAUCCAGAGCGUGUAUGUUAACAUUUUAUCCAAAAUUUGAUUCAGAGGGUCAAUCAACAUCAACAACUGAAAUUAUUUAUAUAAUUGAUUUAUCUAAUUCAAUGGAUGGUAAUGCACAAAAGCAAGCAAAACAACUGGCACACACAUUUUUAUCGAAUAUGUCUAUUGAAAAUAAUAACAAUAAUAUCUUAUUUAAUAUUGUUACAUUUGGUUCAGAUUCAGAUGAAUGUUUUCCAAUAUCAUCUCUUUUAACAAAAGAAAAUCUUGCUAAAGCAAAACAUUUUGUUUUACAUUCAUUGGAUCAUCGUGGUAAUACUGAUUUAUUUUCGGUUUUGUAUAAUUAUUCACUUUUACCAUCAUAUGGUGGACGAAAUUACAUACUUCUAUCCGAUGGUCAUCUAAAUGAUAUGAAAUCAAUUUUGCUAUUAUUAAAACAAAAACAAAUGAAAUAUGAUAGAUUUUUUACAUGUUCCAUCAGUGAUACAGCCAAUAAACAUGAUUUAAAACAACUAAUAAAUUCAGCAGGUGGUGGCUUCGGAACUGUUUUUGAUAGUAAUUAUCGUUCAAAAUGGAAAACAAAAGUGCUAAGUAUUUUAGAAAACGUUCGACAACCAUGUGUCAACGGAAUUGUUAUUGACUGGCAUACUGAACAACUAGAUGAAAAUAAUAAUUUUCAGUUUCUUCAAGCGCCAUCCCAUAUUCAUUCAUUAUUUAACGGUAUGCGUUUAACAGUUUAUGGUUUUAUUAAUAAUUGUUACAAGGCAACAUUAAAAGCGAAUGUAAAUGGGCAUGAGUUGACCACAACUGUGUUUACAAGUAAAAUAACUGAAACAACUGGGAAAAUUCUACAUUGUUUAACAGCACGUGCUAUAAUUGAUGAUUGGGAAAACGGUCUGUUGAGUACGGAUGAUACAGUUAAUGAAUUAAUAAAAUCUCAAUAUAAGCAACAUAUUAUUGACUUGAGUACGAAAUAUUCAAUUGUUAGUCCAUUCACAAGUUUUGUGGCAAUCGAAGAACGAGAUAAAGAAGAUAAAAAUAUACAACAAGGUGUUAAUCUAUUAAAUAUUAUGGUUGACAAAGAUAUCGAUUUACUGCCGUAUAUUGGAUGGGAUGGAGAAAACUCGCAGAGUGCACUUGAAUUGCUUGUUCUCGUAGGCAUUAAUGAUGAUUGA
Didymodactylos carnosus is the source of this 1632-nucleotide messenger RNA. NCBI's taxonomy places the organism in Eukaryota, Metazoa, Rotifera, Eurotatoria, Philodinida, Philodinidae. The record is from the annotation of a GenBank genome assembly.